AGCGAGGUGAUGAAUUGUCCAAGCUAGCCUCCUUUCAAGAAAUAUCACCUUGGUAAACAACUUAUGUUGAAAUUUUGGAGACACCAAGUUAUAUGGACUCUCUUGUUGACUGUGCAAUAUUGAGUAUUGAUCCAUCAAUGUCGAGCUGGGCCACAUCGUUGAUUGAAUAUCUAGAAUUUGGAACAUUACUAGAAGAUGAAUCUGAAGCUUGGUUAGUAAGACACAGAGUAGCUCGUUUUUGCCUACAAGCAGCGUCAAUAUCUUUAUUGAAAUGCUCUACUCCUUAUGAAGCAGAGUAUGCUAUCAGAGAAGUUCAUGAAGAAGUUUGUGGCACACAUAUUAGGGGAAGGACACUCGCCCCAAAACUACUAAGACAAGGCUAUUGCAAGCCUCAAAUGAUUGAAGACACUCAAAACUAUGUCAAGAAAUGUCCAACUUGCCAGUUCAAUGCUAAUGACAUUCACAUGCUAGCUUCGCUAGUUCCAACGAUGGAUUGGAAACUGGCCAUUAUUGGAAAUUCUCCCAACCAUACGAAACUCCGUUUUUUGGGGAUGCUUGAGUGCAACCGACAGAAACACCGCCUGCACAAUGAUUUCUCAGUCUUCAACGGGAUUUCUAGCCUCUGGUUAGCAUCAAAGGGUAUUGUUCCGAGAGUUAAGUUUGUUUCCACACCUUCGCCACCUAGCCUUUUCUGGCGAAAUUGGGCAACAUCGCCAAUUCCAAGCUUCGCUAGUGCGAAUGCCUUGCUUCGCCAGACAGGCAACAUUCACCCAUCUAUGCCUACCAAGCCACUACCCCCAUAGUUUAUCCCGAGUAAUUCCCAUGAGUUUAGAUUCACGGGCUUGCGCUUAUCUACGAUAAUAAUAAAGUACAUAUGAGCAUAUAUUUGAGUUUUUUAGAUACAAGCAAUAUGUGAAUUUACACAGUGAAGAAAGGAACUCCCCUAUAUGUUGAGGAAGACCAUGUGGGCAAAUGUUCGCUGCUCCCAUUUAUUCGCUAACCGUGGCUGAUGUUACUUUAUUGUUGCUAUGCAUGGCUGGCGUUGUGCCAGAAUAGAGAAUGGAUGACAUU
This is a messenger RNA of Rubroshorea leprosula, 1071 nucleotides long. NCBI's taxonomy places the organism in Eukaryota, Viridiplantae, Streptophyta, Magnoliopsida, Malvales, Dipterocarpaceae. The record is from the annotation of a GenBank genome assembly.